UAGAAGAAAUUUUAACACGCAGGUUACGUUCGAUCUCAUAACCUCAGCUCGUGAUCCGCCACUCUCCUUCGAGCUCUCCGGGACGAUGCCUAGAUAUUAUUGCGACUACUGCGACACCUAUUUGACUCAUGACUCCCCUUCCGUCAGGAAACAGCACAAUGCCGGCUACAAGCAUAAGGCAAAUGUUCGUACCUACUAUCAGCAGUUUGAGGAGCAACAGACUCAGAGUCUAAUAGAUCAAAAAAUCAAGGAGCACCUAGGGCAGGCUGCAGUUCAGUAUCAAGUGGGUGCACCUUUUAACCAGUUUCUUCAGGCAAACCCUCAGAGACCUCGUCUUCCAGUCCCUAUAAUGCCGAUGGGAGUACCCGGUCAGAUGCCAAUGGGCCCUCCGUUUGUUCCGGGAAUUAGACCCCCUGUUCUGCCUGUCCCUGGUAGUGCCCAAGGUUAUGGAGCUGCUUCAACCGCUUCACCGUCGAUGGGUCCACCAGGUUCAACUUCCAUGCCUAUGCAGAUGAACAAUCUUCCUAGGCCACCUAUGAUGAAUCCUCCGGUUCCUGGAGUUACAACUGCACCAAGCUCUAACGGCGCUGCUAAUCUUUCUAAUCCUAUGACAUAUCAAGCC
Messenger RNA from Asparagus officinalis (garden asparagus), 622 nucleotides. RefSeq names its product U1 small nuclear ribonucleoprotein C-like. Gene Ontology annotation, molecular function: pre-mRNA 5'-splice site binding; zinc ion binding. Gene Ontology annotation, cellular component: nucleus; U1 snRNP. Gene Ontology annotation, biological process: mRNA splicing, via spliceosome; spliceosomal snRNP assembly; mRNA 5'-splice site recognition. The record is from RefSeq and is a predicted model, not a curated record. NCBI's taxonomy places the organism in Eukaryota, Viridiplantae, Streptophyta, Magnoliopsida, Asparagales, Asparagaceae. The annotation marks the transcript as partial. The transcript has 5 exons.